Podarcis raffonei (Aeolian wall lizard) is the source of this 3323-nucleotide messenger RNA. It is a transcript of the gene TESK2, whose product is annotated as testis associated actin remodelling kinase 2. The record is from RefSeq and is a predicted model, not a curated record. NCBI's taxonomy places the organism in Eukaryota, Metazoa, Chordata, Lepidosauria, Squamata, Lacertidae. Gene Ontology annotation, molecular function: protein serine/threonine kinase activity; ATP binding. Gene Ontology annotation, biological process: actin cytoskeleton organization; protein phosphorylation. The transcript has 11 exons. Bases 393 to 2417 code for a protein of 674 amino acids. Gene Ontology annotation, cellular component: nucleus; cytoplasm.
CAGCGGCCGCUGGACUGGUGUGAAAGUGCGCCGUCUCAUUUCCUCGGCGCUGCGGAGGACGGUGGGCGGGGGGGUGGGGAAGGGCCCGAGGCCGCUGCGGCCCAGCCUUGCCGUUCCCUCUGGAAGAAGGAGUCUCGGGUCGCCCUGUCUCUGCGCCCCCUCGCCCCGCCCGGACGUUCACGGCGGGGCGUUAGACCUCCUUCCCCGGCUGAAGCGCUGCUGGAGUCUUGGUCGCCUCCCAAGGAGCGGGUGAAUAUGAGCCGUUUCUGGGUGCGCGGAGCCCACCGCCCCUCCUCUCUGAGGCAGUAUACGGCCAGAGAGAAGAAAAACAAAUUGAGCACCUAGGAUGUGAAAGCUCCUCUUCUUCCUAAAGGAACCAUAUUGUUUGCAAGAUGGAUCGGAGUAAGCGAAAUUCAAUAGCAGGAUUUCCACCACGCUUGGAGCGCGUUGAAGAUUUUGAUGGGGGUGGCGGAGGCGAUGGAAACGCGUCCCAGAUGGGCAGAGUUUGGACUUCUUCAUACAAGGCCUUGAUUAGUGCCUUUUCAAGACUUACACGACUUGAUGACUUUUCUUGUGAGAAAAUAGGAUCUGGUUUCUUCUCUGAGGUGUUCAAGGUGCGGCACAAAGUAUCUGAUCAGGUUAUGGCUUUGAAGAUGAACACACUAAGCAGCAACAGAGCAAAUAUGCUGAAAGAAGUCCAGCUCAUGAAUAGACUUUCACAUCCAAACAUAUUAAAGUUUAUGGGCGUCUGUGUACAUCAAGGACAACUGCAUGCCCUUACUGAGUAUAUCAACUGUGGUAACCUAGAACAGCUGUUGGAUGGUAAUCAACACCUGCCUUGGACAGUAAGGGUGAAGCUGGCACUGGACAUUGCUCUGGGACUCACUUACCUCCACUAUAAGGGCAUUUUCCAUCGGGAUCUGACAUCCAAGAACUGUUUGAUAAAGCAUGAUGAGAAUGGAUAUUCUGCUAUAGUUGGUGACUUUGGCUUAGCAGAGAAAAUCCCAGACUUCAGUGAGAAACUGCCAGUGGUGGGCUCUCCUUACUGGAUGGCACCUGAAGUGCUGAGAGAUGAGCCAUAUAAUGAAAAGGCGGAUGUAUUCUCGUAUGGCAUCAUUCUUUGUGAGAUUAUAGCAAGGAUCCAGGCAGAUCCAGACUAUCUCCCUCGCACAGAGAAUUUUGGGUUGGAUUAUGAUGCUUUCCAGCACAUGGUGGGAGAUUGUCCCCCUAACUUCCUCCAGUUGGCCUUCAACUGCUGCAAUAUGGACCCAAAAUUACGUCCUUCAUUUGCUGACAUUGGCAAGACACUGGAGGAAAUUCUAGGGAACUUGAAAAGUGAGGAGGCUGAAAGAGAAAGAAAGCUCCUAAAUCUGGACAGCGCAGAUCGAAAACCCAUCUCAGUUUCCAAAGGUUUACUAGAGAGGGGACAAGGAGUAAAAAGGCUAAGUUCACUGGAUGACAAGAUUCCACCUAAAUCACCCCGUCCACGGCGCAAUAUCUGGCUAUCGCGCAGUCAGUCAGACAUAUUCUCUCGCAAACCUUGCCGCAAGAUAAAUGUUCAGGAUCCCUACUAUACACCAAGCAAAGGGGCAAACCGGAAAGUCAACCCUUUCAAUUCUAGGGAAGACUUGAAAGGUGGAAAGGUCAAAUUUUUUGAUUUGCCAAGCAAAUCUGUGAUAUCACUUGUAUUUGACUUGCACUCCCCGGAGGCAGAAGGAUGUCUAAAGAUGAACCAGACCCCAUUCCGGCAGACUUCUAACACUGACUGGCUGGACUCCUCUUUCCUUCCUGCAAGACGGAGCAGAUCACUUCCAGGAUCUCUUGAAUUUGUGCAUAAAGAUUAUAGAACAUUUGGGGAUCUCUCUUCAACCAUUAGUAGAUGUGAUCCUAGCCAGCUGGGGGCUGAAGUGCGGCAGAAGCUACUGAGCAGCAGUCAAUAUGGAGUGUCUGAGAUUCCUCCUUUUCAGGCCAAACAUCAUAGGCAGGACUCGCCUUCUCCUCCUCUGCAGGAGGAAGAAAUGGACUAUUCUGAUGGACUGGAGCCCCAAGAUGAAAAUGGAUACUGCCCUGUAAAUUUUGCUAAGGAAGCAGAACUUGGAAAGCCCAGGGGGCAAGUUGCCCAGAAUGUAGAUGGUAUCUUGGCACAUAAUUUAGACCAUUCAGAUAGUAGAUCCUCAGAGAUGUUUAUGACCUGCAUCUCCUCUGAAGAUAUGGAAGUUGAAGAUGAAACUCAAAGGAACAUGCCUUCCACUAGGUCGGAGUCUUCCAAACUAUUGUUCAGUGUUAACCCUUCCCCGCAGUCUGGCAGAGAAGCCUCUCUUUUUGAGGCAGUGGAUAGUGACAUCUCAAAUCUUGUUUCUCUCCCAUCUUCAGAUGCACCAGCAUCAGUAUGCGAGCAAUCAAAAUGUGACAUUUAAAGUUCAGCCAUGAUACCAUGGUGGCAUAUUCCUCCCAACUUCUUUGCUUUUUUAAUUUUUUAUUUCAGAAUACUCUAGCAAAGUGUAGCAACCAGACCAGUCCAUUUGGAGAGACAGCAUGUAUGUCAGUGUGUGAGAGAUCAUAAUCCCUUACCGUACCUCAGGAGGCAGCUACUGCAGGCAGAAGGGGAGAACAAUAUCUCCAUGGAAUGCCUGGAUCAAUGCAGGGCCAUAAAUUUAGGAUCCUAGGCUUGCCUCUACUUAGAAGCCAUUUUCUGUCUGUGUACACAGUUAGAUCCGAUUGAAGAAAUUCUUCCAAACUUGGCAGCAUACUUUAAAAAAAUCUAUAAAACACUUUUUGUGUCCCUUCUUGAGAGCUGCUGAGCAGGUAUAAAUGACCUCUUAUUGAGUAUAACAAGAUGGAAACUGGCAAUGCUGGGACAACAUAGAUAAGAUAGGGUGGUAGCAUCCUGUACCUCUGUUAUAAUGACAGGUUCAUAGUGCUGGCCUGAAACCCAAACUUCCACUGAAGAAAGUCAGACUUGACUGCUGGAGCUAAAUUUCCUACCUCUUCCAAUCCAGUUUCGAACACUGGAAGCAAACAGCUCAGAUUCCUAUUUCAAGCAUUCCUUGUCCAAUUAUUACUUGCUUUGGUCACCUUAAUACCAUGACCAAGAAAGAGGUUGAUCCCAUUUUCCUUAAGCAAUAAUAGGUGCUGUGCAACCAAAUGCCUAUUCAGUAAAUUUGAAGUGCACAAAGAGGAUGAACAGCUGUGUGUUUGUAACUCUUCAGUAUCUCCAAUUCUAUAUUGUAGAAGAAAUUAAGUAUAUAACCAUCCAAGUGUUUGACAUGAGAGCUCUUAAAAAAUAAGCCAGCCAUUCCGCAUCAGCAUUCUCUUAAAAUCCA